AUUGCAACAUUUGUAGGCACAGAAGAACCUCAGUCAUUUGAUGCUCUCGCCUCCAAGGCUAGUAAUGUUGAAAGACAAAUAGCUCGACAAAAGAAUGUGCCUCAAAAGUCUCGAAUGACUCAAGAAAAGAACUUUGAUAGUGAAAAUCCUGUAAAUAAAAAAGAGGCCAUGCCUACUUUUCUCAAAGUCGACAAAAAGAAAGGAAAUGACAAAAGAAAAGAAAUCUCCCAAAAAGGAAAAGAAACUUCCAGAAAUCUGUCUUUAAAAGAAAGGAAAGAAGUCAAAUACACUUUUGAAGAUGAUGAUGUCGAAUAG
Ilex paraguariensis (yerba mate) is the source of this 315-nucleotide messenger RNA. NCBI's taxonomy places the organism in Eukaryota, Viridiplantae, Streptophyta, Magnoliopsida, Aquifoliales, Aquifoliaceae. The record is from the annotation of a GenBank genome assembly.